Cotesia congregata is the source of this 534-nucleotide messenger RNA. Lineage: Eukaryota; Metazoa; Arthropoda; Insecta; Hymenoptera; Braconidae. The record is from the annotation of a GenBank genome assembly.
AUGGCUGCCUCUAACAAAAUUUCGUCAGAUCAAAAUUUUAAUAUGGAUAAUGAAUUUAAUAAAUUGUCAGUAAAAAAUGAUUCUGGAUUAAGUAACAAUAAUAAAUUUUAUGGUUUUGGUACAGCAGUAGCUGGCAUGAGAAAACAAGACCCAAAAUAUUUCCAAGAAGGUGUUGUGGGUGUCAAAGGAGCAUCCGAAGCCGGUGUUUCUCUGGCGAUGAGAGCACUGGGUAUAGGAACUGUUUACGCUGUUACAGGGUGCGGUCUGCUGUUCUACGGCAUCUGGAAACUUUCUGGAGCCACUAACGCUCUGGAGUUUCGUCAGAAAAUGGGAUCUUUUUUGCCUCAGAUUCCUAAAAAUAAUCCUCCUAAGAGCAGAACCGAAUUCGAGGGACUUAAUGAUCUCUUGAAGUACGUGUCUGAAGAAUGGGGCAAAGAAAGUACAAGAUUUUCAUUCCAGAUUUUUAUGAUUGCUAACACGCGAUGUUUACUGUUCUCAUGGAGAACGUUAUUUAAUAUGAAAUAUUUUUUGUAA